CUACCACCAUGUACUGUCAGUUUAACGUUCAGUAAAUGUCUGAAGGAUUUGUUCUGGCCGGCUGAUAUUGCUGUUCUGCGUUUUGUUCGAUUGUAAUCAUGUCUAUGACCCAAGCGACGGAGCUGGUCUCCAAGGUGGAAUUACCCUCUCGCCCCAAGAAAUGCAGUGCGUUGGGCUUGCUUGAUAGUCAGCCGUGUCACUCUGAUGCAAUAUCACUCAACGGACUGUUUUGCCAAUUCCAUUCCAGACAGUGCCAUGGCUUGUACGUGGGCUACAAGAGGCGCAAUGCCGAACUUGAUGCACUGCCAAAUUCUCUCCCGGCCUAUUUGGCAGACAGUCCCAAAAAACUGGCAAAUGAAGACUUCGCCGAGCUGAGUGAUCAGAAGGAACUGGAGGAGAUCCAUGAACAUCUUCUCAAGCGACACAACCUACUAGACCGCGUGAUCAAAGCCCGCAAGAUUCACCACAGUCAUUUCUAUGCCCUCACCAUGGAUUAUGGACACGAGAAGUUUCUGAGCUCACUGGUCACUCAGAAGCUAACAGUCCUGAAAGCACUCGAGCGUGUGGUGCAACGCAUGGCCGAAGUGAUGUACCAGCAGCGUAAGUGGUUUGAGUGGGCCCGGGAAUGCCAGGACGAGGAAGACAAGCAGCGCGAGAACGAGCAGAAGAAGAUAAAGCGAGAAGCAGCUCUCUUUCGACGUCAAGCCAAAGGAUUGCAUCGCCGUAUGCGUGAGGCCAAAGCAGAGGAGGACGCUCGGAGGCAAGAGCAGUUCCUAGAAAAAGCCUAUCAGGAGAGACUCGCCGCAGAAGCCGGCCAGGAAUCCUGGGAUCCUCUCGAGGACGUCGUUGAGUAUGAACGGGGCUCUCACGUCCACCUGAUCAAGCAUUUCUUGUGGAUGGACGACCAACACACGAACGGUGAAGAAGUCGACUGUGCGGAGACUGCCGAACGUCCUGCAGACUCUGUUUCGGUUCCAGAAGCGCCGGCAGACACUCAAAUGUCUACCAGCACGAACGAAAGCACCCCGAAGCCGACGGAUGCGGCUCCAGAAUCCCAAAACGGCAGAAGAAAGAAGAAGAAGGGCAAAGGCAAAAAGUCCGAAGAGCUUCCGUCGACUGACCUUGGAAACGGUAUCACAGCUUCAAGCGAGAGUGAGAGACAAAUUGCCCCCAAUGCUAAGCCCGUCGUUGUUUCUACAGGGGACCGGCACCAGCGUCCAGAAGAUGAGCCAGACAUGGCAGAGACUGAGAGUCGACAGGAGAUGCGGUCAAGGCUGCUCCAAGGAACCAAGGUCGCAGGAGGGAGAUUGAUAUUCGUUGCAAUGGAUGGUACAAAGCGAAUUUUGGAGCGUAUGCCACCAAUGUCGCAAUCGGAAGUUGACCGCCUUACCAUGGAGAUUACUGAGAUCAAAAACUAUCUGCUGUGUCGGAUGCUUCUUCGGACUGCUGUUCUACUGCCUGCGGCUAUGGAAGCCAACAGCCUUCAAGAAUUCUUCGAAAGUCCGGAACUGAAAGCUCAAGAUCUGCGAGACUUGUGUCUUAAGCUGGAACAGCCCUCCCUCCAGGACAUACGGGAUGCGUGCGCGGAUUACUUUAGAACAGAUGAGGGCCCUGAUGCUGAAGAUCCAGCAAGUGAAUCGGAAGCAGACGAGGAAGACAGUGAGGCGGACAAUGAUGUGGUUGCCGCACCCCCAGGCAGCCGUCGACGGAAGCAUCAUUUACCAAAAGUAUGGCAGUCGAAACGAAAAGUCGCAAUGAGAUCUGAAAUGUCGGAGGAUCAAAACCAAAUGGUAGACUUGUUCGAGGAGAUGAAUCGAUCCGGUGAAGAACAGGGCACUCGCAUCAAUUUCGGCACGCUUGAUGACGCGGGAAACCUUCGAAAGAGCAAAAUGCGUGUCAAGAUAUGUGGCCGUUACAUCUACAACUAUCCGAGUAAGGGAUCGCUGAGUCGUGGCGGCUGGCUGCAAUUCAGUAUUCUCGCACGAAAUUGCAGCUUGUACAAGGCUGCCGAGUUGUGUAAAUCCUGGGACGAGUUCUACGAACUCAACCUUCUGGCGCAUUAUUUCUACUUUCCAAACCCGGAGUGGUUCUCAGGCGUAGCCGAAAACUUCGUGCAGCGGUCAUAUAUUCAGAUGGGAUUUGUACCGUUCGACAUCUUCCAAGAUGCGGAGCUUUUGAAUUUCAAUCGCAAAGGGCGCACCAGUGCUGGACGUCGAGUCCAUGCUUCGAUCGAGGUCAGAAAUUGGAUUUGUGCACAAAUGAAGCGCAACGACCCUGUCAGUCGUCGUUUCAUACAGUAUGCGUCAAUGCGGGCCCUCGAAAUAAUGAUUUUGGUGCGAGAUGGAAGGACUGGUCGAAUCAUUGUCCAACCACCUGAAAAAGAGUUGUGGCUCGAAAGACGACGGGGAGGGUAUGGUAGGUCUGCCCGCGCCGAAUGGGACACCAUCAAAUACGUUGGACCCGACUUCUUUGAAGAGAUGGAAAAGUAUCGAAGCUUUAGACUGGGAUUCGACGAUUACUACGAGAUCUACAUAUGGUCAUCCAACCCUGGCGGACAGGGGCAAGAGCUGCACAGCCAUGUGCUCAAGGUUCUUCACAAGGCACACCGGAUUAGCCAGCCAUUGGAUUGCUGGGCCAAUGCCGCUCCAGUUCUAAAGACUAUCACCUACGAUGGAGACUCAUUUCGCGUCAGGGAUGUUCGAGAGGACGAGACUACAACGACAAUCUGGGACGAUAUGACUUCGGAUCCGAGUGCCUUUCAAUUCAUGACACCCGAUGGGGACGUCUCUCGCGAAGUGCCCAAGCAUUUGCUCUAUACGAAGGCGGAUAUGCUCGAGGACAAAAUCUUAUUCCCCGAAGAGGCAUGCACGAUCUCCACCCGCAGACGUUAUAAAGGCGUUGAAAACGAGCUGACACAGUAUGAACAUGGCUCACUGAGAGAGUUUGCAAUGAAGUUCUUCGUUCGAGAUGGCGAUACAGACGAAGAGGAGUCGGACGGCUGGGAAGAUGAGCUGUCUGUAUGGGAAUCGGAGGACGAUAGCAUGGCAAGCGAUGACGAUCACACAGACUCGACACGCACUAUUGAGGAUGAUACAAGCCUUACUCCGGAACAAUCUACAAGCAGUGGCUCAAAGGACCUGAAUGGUCAUGGACCGCUCGCCAUAAGGGCUCAGACCAAGAAAUCGAGCGGAGACAUUCUGAGAGGGAUCUCUCCAAACCUGGCUACAGCUGUAGACAUUCUCGACUCAUUUGGGCCGGGACCAGAACGGAACGUGGAUAUGGACAAGGAGUUCAUGACAUGCAUGGACCUAUACAAAUCAAAAAUAUUCAAGGAGGCAUGGCACAACUCGGACUUGGAGCCGGGCGCGCAGCAACGUUGGCAUGAAUAUCUGGAGAUCCGUCGCGAUGCCGAGACACCUGAUCUCAAAGAAUACGACGAGAUAUUGGUGCCAUGUGCGCGUUUGCUGAAGUUUCUUGACUACCAUCCAAAUACACACAGGCGAGUCAUGAAGGACAUGAAACGAGCAUAUGGCAUCGUAUCCUUGUUUUUCUCCGCAGGUGCGACGUUUUUCGCCUCGACAAACGGCCUGAAACACGAGGCUUCCAAGAUCUUUGACCAGACACACCGCUGCAAGCAAUUACCCGACAGGCGGAGUUCACGGAGCUCCCGUUACAGAGAAGACAGUUUUUUCCAAGAUCUUGACAAUGCAACACGACGCUACAGAUUGCCAGAGGAUUAUGCUGCAAAUGACUUACCUCUUGAAUGGGAUAUUUGUAUCCGGCCCAAAAUUGCUGAAUUCUUCAGACACGGCGUUAUUUGCGUCUCUUACGUGGAGGAACCGGAAAUAUGCGGGAGAGCUUUUGCGGCUCAGGAGCACGAUCGACCCCAGGAUCUCUACUUUGACUUCCGGCCCGCUAUUGACGGCAUGAAAAUGCCGAAGGGGUUCGUCGAUCCAUACAGCAUCACGGUGCGAUCCCUUCGCCAAGAUGCUACGGCCUUCGUGGAGAAGUUCCCCCUGGCGCGUUUCUCGCUCCUACGCGUCUGGUCGUCACCACACUUCUAUCCUUUUAUGCUCUCCUAUGAGAAACGGGUAAUGACCAGUUUUGUCGAUAUGCUCGGCCGAAGCUGGGAGUGGAAGUUUAUUCCUAAAGACAUGCCGUACUCGGAAUGGAGUGUGCACUACAACAUGACCCAAAGGUUUGAACCAUAUAUGUCGCACUUUGGAGACGGCAAGAAGAUCAGGAUACGCAAGGAUGUUGUGUUGGUCAUGGCCGAGAGCGAGUCCGAUCUGCUACAGUUGACGGCUGCUGCUACCUUCAUCAUGCAAACUCAACCCUGGAGGCUCGAGGUCGACUUUUGGAAAAGUUUUGUGAACGUGGACCGUCAGUUCUUGGAUGGACUGGUAGACGAGUGGUGGUUGUGAAAUCCCUCAUAUAAAGGUUGCGCGAAAUUUGUGCGUGACAGAUCUACACAUGCUCACAAUCCUCGGUACCAAGGUAGUAUAAGUACCUUGUUCGGUGUUGAUGGCCCGUCAAUGGU
This is a messenger RNA of Exophiala viscosa, 4540 nucleotides long. RefSeq lists its product as uncharacterized. The transcript is spliced from 7 exons. The record is from RefSeq and is a predicted model, not a curated record. NCBI's taxonomy places the organism in Eukaryota, Fungi, Ascomycota, Eurotiomycetes, Chaetothyriales, Herpotrichiellaceae. The coding region runs from base 99 to 4424 and encodes 1441 amino acids.